Messenger RNA from Chelonus insularis, 2332 nucleotides. It is a transcript of the gene klhl10, whose product is annotated as kelch-like protein 10. The transcript has 8 exons. NCBI's taxonomy places the organism in Eukaryota, Metazoa, Arthropoda, Insecta, Hymenoptera, Braconidae. The coding region runs from base 172 to 2316 and encodes 714 amino acids. The record is from RefSeq and is a predicted model, not a curated record. Gene Ontology annotation, molecular function: protein binding.
AAAAUUUUCAAUUUUUCAACACCAUUUCUAUUUGGUUUAUCCAACAUAAAAAAAUUAUUCCAAUGAAAAAAAUAAAUAAAAAUCAUCAAUUUCUUAGCUCAAAAACAACAUGAUAUUCUCUACAAAAGUUUAAUCUAAAUUCUAACGAUACAUUUUGUCAUAAAAAUUACGAUGGAUAACAUGGAGGAAGAAGAAAGACAUGUUCUAGAGGCGGAAAUGAAUAGAAAUGAAUCAUCAUCAUCAUCAUUGUUAACCACCUCAUCAAUAUCAUCUUCUUCUUUAUCAUCGUCACCUCACACAUCCUUGUUAGCAUCACAAAAUGACACUGAAGAACAGGUUGAAUCUUCAACUAAUUCCCAAUCAGUAGUAGAAUAUGGUAGACGAUGUAUCAGUAUUCAAGCCAUGCAAUCACUUUAUGAUCUUUGUCAAAAUAAUCUUCUCUGUGAUGCGAUCAUUCGCCUAGAAGAUGGUGGAGUUUUUCCUAUUCAUCGAGCUAUUCUUUCAACUUGCAGUAGUUACUUCAGAACUUUAUUUACUACCAUUUUUUACUCACAAGAAAAAUCUGAUGUUUUUAUACCUGGUGUUUCAAGUGAAGUUAUGCAUCUCUUACUUAAAUACGCUUAUCUUCGAUCUUUAAAAUUAACUCACGAAAAUGUUUGUCAGCUCUUUAUUGCUGCUAAUUACCUUUGCAUGUUUGGAAUUCUCGACAUUUGUCGUAAUUACUUUCGAGACAAUCUAACACCUGAAAAUUGCAUUGGAGUUUUAAGAUUUGGUAGAGAUCAUUGCUGUCAAGGUCUAGAAAGUGACACUCAUGCAUACAUUAUGAGGAAUUUUGUUGAGAUAGCUCAGAAAAGCGAAGAAAUAAUAAAACUUUCAAUUGACGAGCUAUGCCCAUUGAUUGAUGCUGAUGAAUUAAAUGUAAAGAGUGAAGAAAUAGUCUGGGAAUUUAUUGUCAAAUGGAUUGAUCACGAUCCUGACAAUCGCAAACAAUACAUCACGCAAUUAUUAAGAACAGUCCGAUUGGGUUUACUAGACACACAGUAUUUUUAUGAAAAAGUCAAAGAACACAAAUAUGUAGCUUGCGUUGAAGUGUGUCGACCAAUAAUCAUUGAAACUCUUAAAUUCCUUUACGACUUGGAGAUGAUAAUGCAAAAGCAUGAAGAAUUAGCAACACCAAAGAUUGCAAGACCACGAAUUCCUCAUGAAAUAUUGUUUGUUUUUGGUGGCUGGAUUGGAAAUAAUCCAACAAGUUUAAUAGAAACUUAUAAUACCAGAGCAGAUUGUUGGAUACCACAGCUAGAAAUAGACUCAAGUGGUGGAGGUCGAGCUUACCAUGCGGCUGCAAAAAUUGGUUUCAAUAUUUAUGUCGUUGGUGGAUAUAAUAGCAUUGAAUAUUUUAACAGCUGCCGAUGUUUUAAUGCUGUUACUAAAACCUGGCGAGAAGUGGCUCCAAUGAAUUCUAGGAGAUGUUACGUCGCUUUGGCAGUGCUAGAUGACAUUAUUUAUGCUAUGGGGGGGUUCGAUGGACUCUUGAGGCUCAAAACAGCUGAAAAAUAUGAUUAUCGUACCAACCAGUGGUCACUUAUUGCUCCCAUGAAUGUCCAAAGAUCUGAGGGCACUGCAGCAGCUCUCAACAAUAAAAUAUAUAUCACUGGUGGCUUUAAUGGGAGUGAAUGCACCAACACUGCGGAAUUUUAUGACCCCAAAACUAACCAGUGGACCAUGAUAGCAACAAUGGGAUGUCGAAGGAGUGGAUCAUCUUGUAUUGCCUAUCACAAUUGUGUGUAUGUUUUUGGUGGAUUCAAUGGCAUCUCAAGGAUGAAAAGCUGCGAAAAAUAUAACCCAACUACUAACACUUGGAGCUACAUACCCAGCAUGUAUUAUUCUAGGAGUAACUUUGCUGUUGAAAUCAUCGAUGAUCUAAUCUUUGUUAUUGGGGGCUAUAAUGGAAUCACAUCAACAUUUCAUGUUGAAUGCUACGAUGAAGCUACCAAUGAAUGGUAUGCAGCCACAGAUUUAAAUAUCUAUCGUUCUGGUCAUUCAGCUUGUGUAAUAAUGGGCCUGCCAAAUGCUCGAGAUUACAUUUAUCAGCAUCAUGACAGCCUAAUGGAAGAAAAACGACAGAAAUUAUUGGCUCUUGAACUUCAACGUAAUUAUCAGAAUCAACAGAAUCAUCAACAACAAAAUCAACAAAAUCAAUUAACUCAACAAUUCUUGGCUAAUAUUAAUAUUAAUUUAAAUAAUAAUACAGCUAAUACGGCAUCAACAUCCAUGGCAUUAGCAAGAAUUAAUAAUCAUCGUAAUAAUCAUCGCUGAAAAAUAGUUUUUUAAA